AUGGCCAGUACCGAGUCCGCUCAGGAUCCCCCGAAGGAAGAAGUCAGUCGCGAUGCCGCCUUCGCGGAAACCAAGUCAAGUGAUGUGCCCGGAAUUAGCGGAACGGGCGACACCCCCGGAGCGGCCAAGGGCUUAGCAGAACGCUCUCGAGACCCCAGUCCGUCCUCCUCAGUGGCCUCUGGACUUUCUUUUUCCAGGGGUGGUACGCAUGGGUCUCCUUCUGUGAGCUCCUCAAAUGCGCCCCCUUUGAGCAUGCCGCAUCCCAAGAAAUUCAGUCAUGUCAAUAUCAACAAAAAGUUCUUGGAGAAGACCUCUUCUGCUUCUACCCCUCCCCACGCCUCAUCGGCUUCCCCAGUGCCAAGGGCCACGAACGCGACUCAGAAACCUGCGUCGCAAACCACCACCCCUCAUCCUCGACUUGUAACCGCGAAAUUGACGGCAACGCCGCAGCCCAGCAGCGCAGGAUGGUCGCGUCCUCCUUCAGCCGUUUCUUCUACCGCUCCGACUCCUUUACCGACGCAAGGAUCAAGGUUGACAACAGGUCCGACGACUACCUCUGGUGUUGCGCCAGUCCCUCCCCCCGGCGGUAAAGUCAUCCACCCACUGUUGCGUAGUAAUCAAGAUGUCCUAUCGGCGAAGAGGGACUUGUCAUCGAAGCCUGUUUGGGGAAAUACAAGAGGCAAUGGCUCUUCAGCUUCAGGUCCGGAUGGCGUUGAGUCUGAAUUCCCCACCGCCGCUGAAGUUGCCCAAGGCCGUACAAAGAAGCCUAUAGACAACAAAGACUCACAAGACUCGACGACUGCCCAGAAGCAGGCCUCUGUGACGGCAGAGGAUACAUUCCGUGGAGUACAUCUGGAUCCAAACGCCCACCAUUGGGAUGAGAUGGAAGAAGACGAUGACAACUUUUUGGAUGGUGUGAUCGAGUUCGGUGAUGGACGCCAGUAUACAGUUCAACCCACAGGAGCCACCCGUCCGACUACACCUCCAAGAGGCCAUUCGUCAUUACCGCCACUUCAGACAGACGCACCGUCUUCGCAAGGAGUCACAGACCAGCCUGUGAGUAAGGAAGAGCGUUUCGCAGACGACUUCGACAGAAGUUGGCCUCGCUCUCACCCAGGAGUCAUCCGAGUUCCCAGCAGCUCUCGUGACCAUCGAUCCAACGGCAGCGUUGUAUCUCCAUCGUCAACUUCAGCGCAGUCCCCACAGGAUGCGUCAAGGGUGCUCUUCAAUGAGCGCUCUAACCGUCUCGAGCCGUAUUCUCAGGCAAGACACUCCCCACAGGGACCUCCCUCGCAUCCCACCCGCAGAGGUAGCAGAUCAGAGCACCCUAUCUUACCGUCUGAAAUCCGACGGGAUGCGCCUCCACACACGCAACCACAGGGCGUGCAGCUACUUCAGAAGACGCAGAAUGGUGCACCACACUCUGACAUCUCUCGUACACCUGGCGACCAUUCUUUGUCUCCAGACAACUCUCGAUUCCGUGAUCGGCCACCACGACGGGAUCUACCCUGGCAAACCGAUGGUUCAUCCACGCAUGAUUCCAGUCGUCCAGGAUCAUUUGGUUCACACCCCUCUGGUCGUCCGACUCGAGACAUAUCCUCUGACGAUCGACGCCGCUCAACAAUGGGUCCGCCGCCUCUUCCGUUGGGUGAUGAUCAUCGCCGACAGCUUCCCCCCCACUUCUCUGCUCCUGGGGCAAGACAUGUACCUCCGCCACGCCAAGAAUCUGAGCUCUCUCUUCGUUCCCCCCUCCCUUCAUUCACUUCCGUGCCUCUUCCAGCGGAGCCUCCGUCGCCAUCUGCAAGUACCCAGGUGGCGCGAUCGCCAGUUGUGCCUUCUCCCUUACUUCCGGUAGCAGACGAAGAAGAGGUUCGCAAAGCCGCGAUGCAUAGUGCGGCUGAACGCGCACGAUUGAGACGCCAACAGGAGGAGGAAGAGCGGCAGAAGGCACAGGAACGAGCGAAGAAGAAGGCACAGGAGAUUGAGGAGCGGAUGAAAUCACUAGAUGAGCAGGCUCAGGAGCGUGAAAAGGAGGAAGCCGAGAAGCGGAAGACAGAAGUCCAGGUUCUCGGAAUCAUCGAGGAAGCUGUGUCGUCUGCAUCACUUUCUGGCAAGAACUCUGACGGGGACAGCGGAGCUCAGCGUCAUCAUCCGCCCAUGGGUCGGACACCAUCAUCGACAGGUACAAGUCGCACAUUUCCACCGCGUAGGACAUCCCUCAAUGCGCCUGCGGCAGCUCCAAGCCCGUCAUCGGAUGGAGACACUUGGCGUCGCAAGCAGCCUCUACCUCCGGUCCAGCCUCCAGUGCCCCAACCACAGGCACCGGCACCACCUGUCAUGUCCCCCAGUGUGCUCGCACACACCGAUCUAGGAGUAAAGGAAGGCGAGGAUGUUGACGUCGUGGAUUUCGCGGACCUCGGCAAGCUAGUGGAAUCUCAGACCUCGCCGGAACCGCUUACCACCAACCACCAUGUUCGUCCCCCAAGAGCUGUAGCCGCUGAUUUCUUCGAGCCUCCCGCAUCGCAACGCCCUCCCCCUCCUUCAUCAAAGGCUGACGAAGGCCCUUGGAGAAGACGUCCUUCACUAGGCCAGGUAUCCGCUUCGCUUCCCGAGAAGCCUGCGUUGCCGCCAGGAGACGAUACGCAAUCCCCCGUGGACAGUCCUCAUCGUCCAGGAGCUCGGAGGCCCUCUGUGACGUAUGCUCCUGGGGAAGAACACCAUCGCAGGGUGUCAGGUCAGUUUCAGAACGGCACUGUCAAAGUUCCACUCGGCCAGCACUAUCGGGAGGCUCCCAUGGCCGCCUUGGACGACACGAUGGCUCGCAUCAAGGGUGCUUUGGACGGCGCUCGCACACAUCCAUCCGCGGAGGCUCCCAAAGAAGCUCUGAAGCCUGCGAAGUGGCUCCCUCCUGCUCUCCGUCAGAAAUCUGCCCAGGAUCUCCCGCAGCCCACGGAGGUGUUCGACGUAACGGUCACCCAGCCUCCGAAGUCGCCGAAACCGGCAUGGAACGCCUUUAUUGUCAAGGCUCCUCCCGUGACACGCCCAGUUGCCCCGCCCCUGAAAACUGGACUGGUUUGGCCUCGAGGGCAACGGUUCAUGCGGUUGGAGCCCUGCACAUGGGACCAGCUCAACCGUCGUGACAUUACACCCAAGUACUCCCAGGGCCAGCCGAAGUACUUUGUGUCAAUACCUCGGCGUCCUCCCACACCUUCCUCCCCCGUCGUAAACUUGCCUACCACACCUCCGCGGCUGCGCACUGCGAACACCAAGGAAACUACAGGUCCAAGCUGGCGAAAAGCGCCCACCUCUCCUUCGGCGUCUGAGCCGGUCGCCCCCUCCGGAGACACCUUCGUCGAAGAUCAGCCUCAACGGGACCGAACCUCAAUGGGCCAAUUCGCGGCUAGCAGCGAGGCGCAAGGUGGAUCGAAGCUUGGGCUGGAAAUGCUACCUCCACCCGCUGUGCCUUCUGUUCUUGAAGUUUCUCCGGCUGAUUCAAAAGUGGAGAAACACACACCUGUUAACAGUGUGGCUACUCCGACUCAGUCACAGACGUCCUUGUGGUCCAAGUCGCCGCGAGCUUUUGCAUUGAAGGAGUCACCGUCAAGAGCACCGGAUCCAGAGCACCUCAAGGCCGUUUGGUCGACUACACCCGAGAAGGCUCAGAACCAGCCAAUCAACUCGUUGAAGAGCAUUGCAGACGACCUUACGGGCGUCCCGUUUAUCAUCCAGGACGUUAAGACGGGCGAAGGAGCGACUCCACCGCCCCCAGGUUCCGGGCCUUGGACGAGAAUGUCGGCAUACGAAGUCACUCGUGCCUUCCAACAACGGCCAACAGCACCUUCGGUCGGUGCCUCGGCCUUAACAGUUUCAAAUACGAACGGAUCUGCCCCUCGCCCUCCAGAGUUCUCCUUCUCUCCGCCUCCGAUGGGACCGAACGUCCGUUCUAUGUAUCCCGGCUACUCCCCUAUGUCGAGCCCAAUCCCCCGCCCUAUGGUCAUCAACGGCGCCGCGCCGCCCUACCCGCACGCACAACCCGUUUGGGUACCCGCCAUACCCGGACCCGGACCUCCGCUUCCCCAAUCCGCGGGACUCAUGCGCUCGCCCUACCCAACACAGCUCAUGCCGUACCCCUCCGCGGGCGGCGCUAUGCCCAUGUACGCCUCGCACAUGCCCGGCAUGCAGAACCACGCCCACCCCCCUCCACAAAACGGCGUCCAAGGCCGCCCGCCAGGCAUGCCGCUCCCCGCGAUGCCCUCAAUAUACGCCGGAAGCCCCGUGCUCGUGCCCACGCCUCCCGUGAUGGCCCCUGGCCAGUAUCCGGGGCAGGUGAACCGCGCGCCGCCGAUGCGCUCGCCGUAUGAGCAAAAUACGCCGCAGCUACCGCCACCACACAUGGCGCCCCAGAUGCGCCUUGGGCAGCCGCCGGCGAACGGCUUCCACCCACCCCCGAUGCCUUCCAACUACGCUGGGCGGUCACCUUGGUAA
Epithele typhae is the source of this 4485-nucleotide messenger RNA. RefSeq lists its product as uncharacterized. Bases 1 to 4485 code for a protein of 1494 amino acids. NCBI's taxonomy places the organism in Eukaryota, Fungi, Basidiomycota, Agaricomycetes, Polyporales, Epitheliaceae. The record is from RefSeq and is a predicted model, not a curated record. The transcript has 13 exons.